UGACCCCGAUCGCAUAUUCCCCCUUAGCGCUUUGUAAUUCGGCAAUAGCAGCUGCCUCCUGCCCCUCCCAGCAAACAGCGCCUCCUCAAAGUUUGCUUUCUGUACUUUAAACCAGCAUUGCACUGGCUGUAGCGCUUCUUGCCGAGAUCUGUAGAGGAAAACAGCAGAAAGAAAACGUCCCGGGGCGACCUUACGAGGAAAGGAAUAUAUGCAGUGUUGGUUUUAAAGUGAACACGAAAAAAAGCAGGGGAAGCUGAAUUUGAUGCAUCAGCCUGGGAACUUCGCCCUCACUAUGAGGGAUCUGAGCUGAUGCAGGGACACGAAUUAUUUUAAUUUAAUGUACUAUACUGCAGCUUUGUAAGCAAGUAUAUUUUAUUUGGGGAUCCAGGGCAUUCGCUAAGUGGUACCAAUUUUAAUUGGAGAACCGGUGGCAGCAUAAUAUUAGUAAAUACAGCAUGGUUUCGAUAUCAAAUAAAAAUAUCCCUGCACUGUUUCUUGCGUGGAGCUGCUGUGUCCUGGCCGAAACAGUCUUCAUGAACUUCACUUUAGACAAUGAAGUGCACUCGAGUUUCAUCCACCGACGCUUGAAGAGCCAGGAGCGCCGGGAGAUGCAGCGUGAGAUCCUCUCCAUACUGGGGCUACCGCACCGACCCCGGCCUCACCUUCACGGCAAGCACAAUGCAGCCCCGAUGUUCAUGCUGGACCUGUACAAUGCCAUGUCCACGGAAGGAGGCGAGGACGGCUACUCGUACCCUUACAAGCCCGUCUUCACAACCCAAGGGCCACCUGUUGCGACGCUGCAGGACAGCAACUUCCUUAACGAUGCCGAUAUGGUCAUGAGCUUCGUCAACUUAGUGGAGCAUGACCGCGAGUUCCUGCCCGUGCGGCGGCAUCACCGUGAGUUCCGCUUCGACCUGUCCCGGAUCCCUGAGGGUGAGGCUGUCACCGCCGCAGAGUUCCGCAUCUACAAGGACUUUGUGCACGAGCGCUUCGAGAACGAGACCUUCCGCGUCCGUGUUUACCAGGUGCUGGAGGAGCAUUCAGACAGGGAAUCAGACUUGUUUCUCCUGGACUCGCGCGUCAUGUGGGCAGCAGAGGAAGGCUGGCUGGUGUUUGACAUCACCGCCACCAGCAACCACUGGGUUCUCAACCCGGGUCGGAACCUUGGACUGCAGCUUUCAUUGGAGAGUGUAGAGGGUCAGAGUGUGAACCCCCGAGUAGCAGGGCUCAUUGGCCGCAGCGGCCCCCAGAGCAAGCAGCCUUUCAUGGUGGCCUUCUUCAAAGCUACUGAGGUGCACAUCCGCAGCAUCCGCUCUGCUACCAACAAGCAGCGAAACCCCAACCGCACCAAGAACUCCAAGGGCCAGGAGGCACUCAGGGUCACCAACCUGGCAGAGAAUAGCAGUGCUGAUCAGAAACAGGCCUGCAAGAAACAUGAACUCUACGUCAGCUUCAGAGAUCUGGGGUGGCAGGACUGGAUUAUUGCACCAGAGGGUUAUGCCGCUUACUACUGCGAGGGGGAAUGUGCCUUUCCUCUCAACUCCUACAUGAAUGCCACCAAUCACGCCAUUGUGCAGACACUGGUCCACUUCAUAAAUCCGGAGACUGUACCCAAGCCUUGCUGUGCUCCUACCCAGCUCCACGCCAUCUCUGUGCUCUACUUCGACGACAGCUCUAACGUCAUCCUGAAGAAAUACCGCAACAUGGUGGUGCGAGCCUGCGGCUGCCAUUGACCCGCUCCCCCCCCCCCCCCCCCACCCACAGAGCACACUUCUUGAGAAGGUUGGGCUGGCAGAGAGGUAAAGGAAACGGACGCCUUCACACACGCAAGUCUCGAUGAGUCUCGUCUACCUGCCAGGCUGCCCAGCUAAUCCGCCUCCCUUUUUGCUCUCACAAACCGGCACGGCCAAAAGAACAUAUUUCCAUCCUAUUUUUUUUAUUUUUAUUUUUUUUACAUUUUCAACGAAGGUCCACCUAUGGCUAGCAGAGAUCAUCGCAUCCUGUCACCCCAAAGAGAAACUGGAUUCAUUUGGGCCAAAGGAUGCUGACUGAUAUGCGCUGAAAGACCUGCACACUGAAGCCUUCUUAAGAUGACGCUCAAGAUGGAAUUCACUCACACGCUACCCUGUGUGGAUGCUAUGGAUGAAUGUGCUACCUGCCUAUCAGAAGACAUACCUAGUGGGAGAGUCUGUGUGUCACCGCUACCUGCAGUGGUUCCACUCUAGCAAAACUGCUUGUUGAUUGACACAUCGCUGGAGGAGAUGAUCAGAAUCAGAAACAUACCGGAACUGUUUAUGGUCGUGCCAAACACGAAGUAGAGGACAUACAGGAGAAAACGGGAUACACAUCUCUUUAUGUUGAAUCUACUGUUUUUCCGUUUCAUUUCUAUUUCAGUCAUCCAGCUAAAGUUUCCAUCCUUAAAAUACACACGAAAGUCUUUCACCCUCCUCCACUCCAUACCUCCAGAUAUAUUGAGACACAAACAGAAGUCAUUCUCUUUCUCCCUGUGCUUUCUACUGUGUAUGAAAUGUUUAAAGACAUGAUUGUAUAAUGAUAGACAGCGAAAAGUCUCUUGUUUUGGUCAGCAUAUUUCUGUUACCUUAGUGUGUUUUUUUCCUGAUUUCAGUGACUAAAAGGCCAGGUGGAACUGUAGUUUAACCUCUUGUACAAUAUUUUGUAAAUACUUCUUAAAUACAGAGAAAAUGUAUUUAUUUGCAGAUCAAGACAUGAAGGGGAAGUUAAUAUCAUCGGCAUUACACUUCGUACUGAAAUGUUUGUUUUCCUGUGUUUUAUUAUUAUUUUUUUAACAUAUCCAGUUCAUUUAGUGCUGUUACACUUAUUUAAUCAAAAUGGUUUAUGCUUCCUAAGACAACGGCUAAUAAAAAAUAGUGUUGUAACAUAUUGUGUGUCAUAUACAGCUUACCAUUUGGUGUCAGUUUGCAUCCUGUGAGCAUUUACCAAAAAAGAAAAGGAAAAACCAUAAAAACCAAUGGUUUUGUUAUGGGUCUUGGUUUUAAAAACAGCAAUAGUGUUGUGGGAUUCUCUGUAACUUCCUUAAAUAUCAGAUUAUCCGAAGUUGCUCUGAAGUAGGAAGCUUGGGGUUGACUUUGAGGAAGUGAGGAAGUCUUGAGAUUGUAAUGACUAAUAGCAUUUCAGUAUUCGCAAAAAAAAAUAUAUAUAUAUAUAUGUUUUCAGAAUUAAAGAAAACUGGAAAUGGAACAAUUCAGAUUUUUGUCAAAACCAGUAGUUUCCAAUGUUUAUGUCUGGUCAUCAGGAUUUUAUUUUCGCUCUGCUGUAAAGAUCUCACGUAUCCUAUUGAAGAGGAAUAUUUAUUGAGACCAUGUGAUAAGUGUAACAUUCCAAACGCUUGUACUUCCUUCAACAUUUUAGUGCAAGAAGUACUUCAAUAAAUAAGGAUGAAACA
Molecule: messenger RNA, 3424 nt
Organism: Paramormyrops kingsleyae
Lineage: Eukaryota; Metazoa; Chordata; Actinopteri; Osteoglossiformes; Mormyridae
Gene: bmp7b
Product: bone morphogenetic protein 7b
Biological process (GO): BMP signaling pathway
Cellular component (GO): extracellular region
Molecular function (GO): cytokine activity; growth factor activity
Source: RefSeq, a predicted model, not a curated record